Molecule: messenger RNA, 3486 nt
Organism: Impatiens glandulifera
Lineage: Eukaryota; Viridiplantae; Streptophyta; Magnoliopsida; Ericales; Balsaminaceae
Product: katanin p80 WD40 repeat-containing subunit B1 homolog KTN80.4-like
Exons: 19
Coding region: 696-3059 (787 amino acids)
Biological process (GO): microtubule depolymerization; microtubule severing
Cellular component (GO): katanin complex
Molecular function (GO): microtubule binding
Source: RefSeq, a predicted model, not a curated record
AGGAGGGAAGAUAAAAACCCGAGGUUAAAUAAACCUUUCCAUUUUCCUCUUUUGGAUUCAGAUUUCUUGAAACAUCUUCUCCGUUCUUCUUUGAACAUCGAUAGAUCUCUGCACUGAAAUUUCUCUCAUCUUCUUUCUCUCUGUACCGUUGUGCCAUCACAUUGUGGGUUCUCCCCCUUUCCCCCACUUUGUUUUUUGGGUUUAUUACUGUCGAGGAACAUGCGAGGAAGACAAGAAAUGUGUUAAUUGCAAGCGAAGAAGAAGAAGGGUACUGGGUUUUCUCCAUUACUGCACUGCACCGCACCGCACCGACAGCAAUUUUCUCGUGAGUGGAAGAAAAAUCUUCAGUCUGUAUUCACUUCUUCGGUGCUGUUUGUAUAAAUAGUUUGUUAAGGAAAAUACGAUUCAUUUUUUGGGCGUAAUUUUGGCAUUAUAUACGUCCGUCCCUCUCUUAUUCCAAGUGGGUUUCCGGUGAAACGGAAUGUGGAAAGGGUGGUAAAAUGGGUGGGGUUUUAGAUCUGGUUAGGGAUGGUUUCUUUAACUGAAUCACGGGAAGAGUAGAUGCUAGGUGAAAUUGAUAGCUGAGGAAGGUGGAUUUUUUAGGUAUUGCUGCUGGUAUGCUGUUAGGACAUUACCUCCAUUUGUACUGCAGAUAGGGAAGGAGGAAUUGUCCAUCUUGCUGAGCUUUCUUCUACAUGACGACCACUCAACGAGCUUAUAAGCUACAGGAGUUUGUGGCACAUUCGUCUAGUGUAAACUGCCUGAAGAUUGGAAGGAAGUCGUCUAGAGUUCUUGUCACUGGGGGUGAAGAUCACAAGGUGAACCUUUGGGCCAUUGGAAAGCCCAAUGCUAUCCUGAGUUUGUCUGGUCACUCCAGUGGGAUUGACUCUGUCAGCUUUGAUUCUUCAGAGGUAUUGGUGGCUGCUGGUGCGGCUAGUGGCACAGUAAAGCUCUGGGAUCUCGAGGAGGCAAAAAUUGUUCGUACGUUAACAGGUCACCGUUCCAAUUGCAUAUCAUUGGACUUUCACCCAUUUGGGGAGUUCUUUGCAUCUGGUUCACUUGAUACAAAUCUAAAGAUAUGGGAUAUUAGACGAAAAGGAUGCAUACACACAUAUAAGGGCCAUACUCGAGGGGUCAGUGCAAUCAGAUUUACACCAGAUGGGCGGUGGGUUGUAUCUGGUGGUGAAGAUAAUAGUGUUAAGCUUUGGGAUUUGACAGCUGGGAAAUUGCUGCAUGAUUUUAAAUCUCAUGAAGGCCAAAUUCAGUCUAUAGAUUUUCAUCCUCACGAGUUUCUUCUGGCUACUGGUUCUGCCGAUAGAACUGUUAAAUUUUGGGACCUUGAAACUUUCGAGCUUAUUGGUUCUGCUGGUCCUGAGACUACAGGAGUGCGUUGUAUGGCCUUUAACCCUGAUGGAAGAACUCUUCUCUGUGGUUUGCAUGAGAGUUUGAAGGUUUUCUCUUGGGAGCCCAUUAGGAGUCAUGAUUCAGUAGAUGUUGGAUGGUCUAAACUGUAUGAUCUCAAUAUUCACGAGGGGAAGCUUCUGGGCUGCUCCUUUAACCAGAGUUUUGUUGGAGUAUGGGUUGUAGAUAUAUCGCGUAUUGAACCAUAUACAAUUGAUAGUAUUUCUAGAUCCAACGGUAAUUCAGAGUCGAAGCAAAGUUCAGGUGGGAAUACAACUGUAUUGAGUGAAAACAAUACAAAAAGCAGUCUAGGGAGAUUAUCCACCUCUCAAAAUCCAGACCCCGCGGCUAAGGAAACAAAUUCCCUGGCAAAGCUUUCGAUCACACAAAACCCAGAACCUGUUGCUAAAGAGGCAAAAACUUAUGGAUUGACAGGAAGUGUUCCCUCUACUCCACAAAACAAUAAUUCAAAGACUACUCCAGUUAGUUCAGUAGCAGUUCCUGUCGCAACAGCUCCAAAGAGGAAUACAGUAAAGGUCCAACCAACAACAAUAAGUUCUUCUGUUAUACCUGUGAUAGUUCCACGACACAAUGAGUUGUUUGAUGUGGCUGAAUCUAAGAAGGAAAUUACUGGUGGAAGACCUGUUCCAUUCUCCAUACAGACAAAAAGGUCUGAUUUAAGAAAGAUUUCAAAUGUAAGAGAGGAGCCUGAGAAACCAUCUGCUAUGCAAUCUGAAGUUGAAACGGGUAAGCUAACUGAAUUGAGUUAUAUGGUAGAAAAGAGUAUCUUUCCAGCAGCAAAAGGUUCAAUUUCAGAAAAUGAGGGGAAUGUGAAAGAUGAUAAAUGUACGCCUUCUGGGAGAUAUGGGACGAGUUCAAUGCAGGAGAUGCCUACUGGUUAUCAACAUGGUGGCUAUGGAAAUCGUGCUUAUAGGGGCAAUAGAGAUGCAGUUUCUAUUGAAAGCCAAAAAGGAGGUAGGACAAUUGUUGGUAAUUUGGAGAAACGAGACAGAUUUACUUACUACGAAACUCCCGAUUCUAGCGAUCUCCCAGACACUAUGCCUCUAUUUAACACACAAGGACGUAAUGUGAGAGGGCACCCUUCUCCGGAAAAAGAGACUGUGUCUGCAACUGAUGAAGAUGUGGUUACAGAUAUCGUAGACCAGCAUGAUCAGUUUGUUAGCUCAAUGCAAUCACGUCUAGCAAAAUUACAGGUGGUCCAUAGAUAUUGGAGAAAGCAUGAUUUAAAGGGGGCAAUUGGUGCCAUGGAGAAGAUGAGUGAUCAUGCAGUUCUUGCUGAUGUAGUUAGCUUUCUCAUGGAGAAACCUGAAGCUGUCACAUUGGAGAUUUGCACUUGCUUACUACCGCUUCUGAAUCUCCUACUUGAAAGUAAAAUGGAUAGGCACCAAGGCAUAUCCCUGGAGAUGCUCCUGAAGGUGGUUAGAGUGUAUGGUUCCAUCAUCUUUUCUGCUGUAUCAGCAUCAUCCCCAGUUGGUGUGGACAUUGAAGCAGAGCAACGGCUCGAACGCUGUAACCUCUGCUUUAUUGAGCUAGAAAAGGUUAAACAUUAUCUUCCAUCGCUUAGAAGGAAAGGGGGUUCUAUUGCCAAGUCUGCUCAAGAGCUGAAUCUAGCACUCCAAGAUACAUCAUCAUCAUAAUCCACUUAAGAUGAUUGUGUACAGAUGUGGAAGUUUACAUUCCCAGGCAGAGUGUCUUCAAGAUUGGAUUUGAUAUUACACUUUAUAUUCUUUGUCGCGUUUUUAUUUAUGGCCUGCUAUUGUAGAUUCUUAGCAGUGAAAGUAUUAACUACUAAUGGUGCUAUAAUAGUCUAACAAAGGACACGCGGCAAGCUAAUGGAAGGUUUUUCUUUCUCGUCACAUGCUUGGAUAUCGCAAAUACUUGUUGUUGCCUGCUCCGGUUACUUGUUCUAAUAUAUGAUACUGAGCAUAUAAAUGCAUUUAUUGGAUUUUCUCGAUGAUGUAAGUUUUCUGGAGCUACUAAUAGAGAAAACUCAUUAAAUUCUUGAGGGAGUUUGUUUCCUUCUUAUGAUGUAAUGUCAUUGGUUUGAAGUACACAAUAUUUUUU